Nicotiana tabacum (common tobacco) is the source of this 1886-nucleotide messenger RNA. Its product is annotated as RING-H2 finger protein ATL54-like. Gene Ontology annotation, molecular function: transferase activity. Gene Ontology annotation, biological process: protein ubiquitination. The record is from RefSeq and is a predicted model, not a curated record. NCBI's taxonomy places the organism in Eukaryota, Viridiplantae, Streptophyta, Magnoliopsida, Solanales, Solanaceae.
CUUAAUAAUCAGCAGCCGCCUACUAUUCUAAGCUGCCUACAAGUCAAAUAAGAACAAACACAGAAAUGCAAAAACAGAAAAAAAAAAAAAAAAAAAAAAAAAAAAAAAAAAAAAAAAAAAAAGAAGGAAAGACAAAACAAAAAGGAACUCAUCGUGUUACAAUUUCGUUAGAAACUAGGCUGCUCCAUACAAUUUCGUAAAAUGUUCUAUUUUCUCUUUCGCCCAAAAUUAAAACAAAGCUGCAGCUCUAACUAUACAUUUCUUCACCAUCUCUUGUAAAACAAUUAGCUGCAGCCAUGGCUUUCCAUCAUCGAAAGCUAAUCUUUGAAUCUCUAGACAAUUCCACGGGCAAAACUUGUAGCAGCUAUUAUUGCAACGCAAAAGAGAAUCCUUCUGAAAUUUGUCCACUUUCAUGUCUAUAUGUUUGCUACCCAAUUUGUUCUUUUCCUCUGUUUUCAGAAAUCCAACCACCUCUACCACCUAAUUUUUUCACACCAAAAAUUCCUCUUCCUCAGUCUCCACAUAAACCCACUAUUUCCAUCUUCUUGAUCAUUCUCUUUUCUGUUUUAGCCACUUCUUUCUUCAUAUUUUGUUGCUUUAUUGUUUACAAAUUCCGCAACUCAAGAAUUUUGUCACAACGGCAGCAGCAAGUGGAAGAAGAUGAUGAGUUUAGUGAUAUUGUUGAUGAAGAUAUUUAUAGACCAAUGGUGGAUCAUCCUAUAUGGUAUAUUAGAACAGUGGGUCUUCAGCCAUCAGUUAUUAGCGCUAUCACAAUUUGCAAGUAUAAAAGAGGUGAAGGACUAAUUGAAGGAACAGAUUGUUCUGUUUGCUUGAGUGAAUUUCAAGAAGAUGAAACUCUUAGAAUUUUGCCCCCGUGUAACCAUGCUUUUCAUAUACCUUGUAUUGACACUUGGCUUAGAUCACACACCAAUUGUCCUAUGUGCCGCGCCGGCAUUGUCAUCGCCACAACCGCGCCAUCACCGUCGCCUGAACAGAACUUAGGGCUGAGACAUGAAGAAGAAACUCGUUCAGAGAAUGCCACGGAAUUAAGGAUUGAGAUUGAAAAUGAAGGUGAUUCAGCGAAUAUAAGUAGUAUGGAUAUUAGUGGAAAUUCCAAGGAAGAUGUGGGGGAUGGUAAUGAAGGAGAGUUAGGUGAAUUUUAUGCAUCAAGAAUACCAGCUUCUUCGGAAUCUUUAUCUACAGCUUUUAUGACAAGUGCUUCUACUGAUGCAAAUGAACAAUCAACUGAUCAAAAUUCAAGUGAGGAAUCAAUUGAGGUAAAUGAUUCAGAGAUGGGAACUUAUGUAUCACACAGUAGUUUUGAUGUUAAUGAGAGCUCAUCAGAAAAGAGAAAUUUUUGUGUGGACAGAGUAAUGGAGAAAGAGCAAAUGAGGUCUCUUUCUUUCAGUACAAGGUAGUGAUCAGAAGAAGCCAGAGUGCAGCCCUUCUAAGGUGAAAUUAAUUACAUUGUUUUCUUAGAGAAUUUUCAAGUGAGACAUAUGAAAAUUCUAGGUGUCUCAAAAACUCUUAUAAAGAUGAGAGUUUGCCCUUUCCUUUCCCCCAGCCACCCUACUCCCAUAGAAAAGCAAAAUUAAUACUACUUCAAAAAGGAAAAAUAUAAAAUAAAAGCAAAUAAGAAAAAAGGACACCUAUUGCUUUUAUAUUGUAUCAGAUACUUUAUCAAUGUUAGCUGUAGUAAGUAGUACUAGUAUAAGAAGUUUGAGGCUGAUGUAAAAAUGGAGAUCAGCCAGAGAGAAAAGAAUCUCUCUUAUAUUGUCAAUGCCAUAGGCUUCUGGCAAAAGUUAUCAAUAUUAUUUCAUAUCUGUUUGUAAAGUAUAACUGUGUCUUUUCUUUUUUGUUUUUUUUUGUGUCCUGGCUUUAGUUUA